Lodderomyces beijingensis is the source of this 237-nucleotide messenger RNA. NCBI's taxonomy places the organism in Eukaryota, Fungi, Ascomycota, Pichiomycetes, Serinales, Debaryomycetaceae. The record is from the annotation of a GenBank genome assembly.
AUGGCAAGAGAAGUUAAAGACAUCAAGGAGUUUCUCGAGUUAGCCCGUAGAGGAGAUGUGAAAUCCGCCAUCAUCAAGGUCAACAACAAGAUUAACACCAACGGUAAAAAGUUCAAACAAACCAAAUUCAAGGUUAGAGGAUCAAGAUACGCCUACACUUUGGUCAUCAAUGAUGCUACUAAAGCUAAGAAAUUGCAACAAUCUUUGCCACCUACCUUGACUGUCAAGAACUUAUAA